AACACCUCUUCAACUUGAAGUUUGCUGCAAAAGAACUUAGCAGAAACUCAAAAAAAUGCGAUAAAGAAGAAAAGGCCGAAAAGGCUAAAAUUAAGAAGGCAAUCCAGAAGGGUAACAUGGAAGUUGCACGGAUACAUGCAGAAAAUGCCAUCCGACAGAAGAACCAAGCUAUUAAUUUCUUGCGCAUGAGUGCCAGGGUGGAUGCUGUAGCAGCAAGAGUUCAGACUGCAGUGACGAUGGGCAAGGUAACAAAGUCAAUGGCAGGGGUAGUUAAAUCUAUGGAUGCCACACUGAAGAGCAUGAACCUGGAAAAGAUAUCUGCACUAAUGGACAAAUUCGAGCAUCAGUUUGAAACAUUAGAUGUUCAGACACAACAGAUGGAAGACACAAUGAGCAGCACUACUACGUUAACGACGCCACAAAACCAGGUGGAUAUGCUUCUACAAGAAAUGGCAGAUGAAGCAGGCCUUGAUCUGAACAUGGAACUACCUCAAGGACAGACAGGUUCUGUUGGUACAAGCGUUGCCUCAGCAGAACAGGAUGAGCUGUCACAGAGACUGGCCCGUCUACGUGAUCAAGUUUAAGUUAAUCAGAGCUGCAGUUCUUUGUACAUGCUUUCAAAAUACCCUUAAUGUAACUAACACUGCACUACACUAGAAAGGUGUAUAUAGUGUGGCUUUCGUGUUUAAAUACUUGUAAGAUAUGAUACUCCACUCCUAGCUUGCUCUUCUUUCUAAAUACAUCAGGUAAUUCAAGUGUAUCAGCUCUCUAUUUUCUGUACAUUUUGAAGUUGAUGUAUUUUUUGCAAGCUCUUUCAUAAAAUCAAG
Messenger RNA from Tinamus guttatus (white-throated tinamou), 827 nucleotides. Lineage: Eukaryota; Metazoa; Chordata; Aves; Tinamiformes; Tinamidae. The record is from RefSeq and is a predicted model, not a curated record.